CAAAGGCGUAAAUUGUGCCUUCUCGAGUUAUGGUGAUGCACGUGCAACUGGCAGAAGCACUGGCGAAGGUGGACAAGCCGACCCAGAAGCUCCUCAAACAUGUCAUCCACUAUGAACCAGUGCAGCAGAUGCUCUGCACCUUUCUGGCCGACACAUCGCGGUCAUUCGAAGAUUGGAUCUGGGACCCCAAGACCCGUGACGUGCUAAGUCGAUUGCAGUCGCGGGUGGAAUUCGCUGGACCUCAAGCUGUCAAGAGCGACCCGACACUUCAAGCAAACUACGAAGACGCACUCGUCAAUGGCAUCGAUCACAUGGACGUCGAGUCGUUCUUCGCCGCCGCAGAUGCCGCCAAGCAGGCCGGCAAGUUGCAUUUCGCCGAAAAGCGGUUUGAUGCGGCACUCAAUGCGUUCCGAAAAGCUGCGGAUCUUCUCAAACCCCAGCUAGAACCAUGCGAAUCUCCCUCGAUCCUCACGCCUCUGUUUGUAACCUCGUGCACCAACGCUUCAAUCUGCGCAAUAAGGUUGCAGCGGUGGCCAACCGUGCGCGAGUACGCCCAACUGGCCCUUGCUCAAAGCCCCAGCGACGGGAAGGCGUGGUAUUGCCUGGCCAAAGUGUUUCUAUGGGAGCAUCGUUACGACGAAGCCAAGGACGCGGCAGAGAAGGCGGCACUUGCGAAUCCAUCCGACAAGUUGUGCCGCAAGGUGCUCCACGACAUCGACGUCCUUCAAGCUCGCCGCGACGACCAGACGGCAAAGGAUGUCGAGCAGCUUCGACACGAAGCCGAACGACUGCGUCUGGAAGAAGAGACCCGACGACGUGGCCUGCCAGCCGAGGACGCCGCGUAUAAGCCACGAUUCGUGUGGCUGCCCCAUCCAACAUCCCCCAAAUCGCCCACGAGCAACUUGCACACGUACAUGCAACGGAGCAAGGAACACAUUACGAUCGAGUUUGGCCAGCUCCACGACCCAGAGAAUGGCGAACCUCCAUUGUUUGAGUGCGUGGUGACCAACCAUUCGUCGAAAACGCGACUGGCGACCGCCCGCGCGCCGAGCAAAAAGGCGGCUCAAGCCAUAGCGUCCGAAGUAGCGAUCUUGAAGCUGUGGUUCGAUCGUCACGCGGCCAAUAACUUGCACGCUGACGACCAAUCGUACUUGGCUCAACACCCCGAAGCGCUAGAGGCGGCUUUGGCGGUGGACUACUCGAUUGUGCACACGGUGUUGAGGUCGCAGUUGAAGCCAACAGCGCCAUCGACGUACACGUGCGCCAUCUUCCUGAACGACCUGGACAAAGGCAUGGCCCCAGCCAUGUACCUGAACCAACUGCACUCGCAAGGCAAGCUCCACAUUGACUACGACAUCGCCGACCUCUCGGACCUUCGCAACAACAUUCAACUGUUUCGCGUGUCGGCCGUGCUCAAUGGGCGCGUGGUGGCCACGCACGAGUGUCCGUCCAAAAAGACCGCAAAACAACAAGUGGCCAAGGUGGCACUGGACGUGGCGCUACGGGAAAGCCGCGCCAUGUUCCCUGACCAAGUGGAAGAGCCGUCGUCGUUAUGGCAGUGAAUGUGAGUGUACAUUACAGCAAUGUCACAAGUAAAAGUAACGGGGAAAGGCUUGAAAAUGGCGGCAAUAAUGACGUGGGAAAUUAACAAGCUUACUGGAGUACUCUCGAGGAGUAUUUAUUGACCAAGGGCCCACAGUCGUAUUAAAGUUAUCGUACUACAGUACUAUUUCUAAUAUUAAUAGUCUUAGUUACCAGUACUGUACUAACUGUAAGAACUCUAAUCAAAUUUUGCUUUGCAC
Messenger RNA from Aphanomyces astaci, 1802 nucleotides. RefSeq lists its product as hypothetical. The transcript has 3 exons. NCBI's taxonomy places the organism in Eukaryota, Oomycota, Saprolegniomycetes, Saprolegniales, Verrucalvaceae. Bases 30 to 1562 code for a protein of 510 amino acids. Gene Ontology annotation, molecular function: protein binding. The record is from RefSeq and is a predicted model, not a curated record.